Messenger RNA from Nymphalis io (European peacock), 1389 nucleotides. It is a transcript of the gene Stoml2, whose product is annotated as stomatin-like protein 2, mitochondrial. The record is from RefSeq and is a predicted model, not a curated record. The transcript is spliced from 8 exons. NCBI's taxonomy places the organism in Eukaryota, Metazoa, Arthropoda, Insecta, Lepidoptera, Nymphalidae. The coding region runs from base 106 to 1335 and encodes 409 amino acids. Gene Ontology annotation, cellular component: membrane.
UGUCAUUCCAAUAAAUUGUGGUCGGCUGUAUUUAGCUUAUAGAAUGUGAUAUAUUGAUUAUAUUUAAUGUUGUACAAUUGCUGAUAUUCUAUAUAAACAGAAAAAAUGUUUUCACGUACGAGAUUCCUUUUUUCAAGAGUUCUACCUCUAAAAAGUGCUUUUAAGUUAGAAUAUAAAAAUGAAGCUCGUAUAUUGUGCGGAAUUACAGCUGUAAGGCACCGUUCAACAACUCCACUCAAUACUAUUGUUAUGUUUGUACCACAACAAGAGGCAUGGAUUGUAGAACGAAUGGGAAAAUUUCAUAGAAUACUUGAACCGGGGUUAAAUUUGCUCUGGCCUGUGGUAGACAAGAUUAAAUAUGUUCAAAGUUUGAAAGAAAUAGCAAUAGAUGUUCCGAAGCAAAGUGCAAUCACAUCUGAUAAUGUUACACUUAGUAUUGAUGGAGUGUUGUACUUAAGGAUAAUUGAUCCCUAUUUGGCGUCUUAUGGUGUGGAAGAUCCAGAGUUUGCGAUAACACAGUUGGCUCAAACAACGAUGCGUUCCGAAUUGGGACAAAUAUCACUUGACAAGGUGUUUAGAGAAAGGGAAUCUCUCAAUGUAUCAAUGGUCCAUGCAAUAAACAAAGCCAGUGAAGCUUGGGGUAUUACAUGUCUGAGAUAUGAAAUUCGUGAUAUAAAGCUGCCAACUAGAGUUCAUGAAGCUAUGCAGAUGCAAGUUGAAGCAGAGAGACGAAAAAGAGCCGCAAUUUUGGAAUCAGAGGGUGUCCGCGCCGCUGACAUUAAUGUGGCCGAGGGAAAGCGGCAGGCUAGAAUACUGGCAUCAGAGGCCGAGAAACAGGAACAGAUAAACAAGGCAUCGGGUGAGGCUCAAGCGAUGCUGGCUGUGGCAGAGGCACGGGCCCGAGGAUUGACGAUGAUUGCUGGCGCACUAUCUCAACCGGAAAGCAAAAACGCAGCAUCUCUGACACUCGCAGAGCAGUAUGUAUCAGCCUUCAACAAACUUGCGAGAACAACCAAUACACUCAUAUUGCCCGCUAACGCAGGAGACGUCUCUAACUUGGUUGGCCAGGCUAUGUCAAUAUAUUCAACGGUGGCCUCGCACAAUAAACAAGUACCUCAUGGAGAGCCAAUAGUUCCAGAUAUAAUGUAUGACGACCCUUUAUUCAAAUUAAGUGCUCUAAAUGAAAAUGGUACAGCGUUAUCCGGACAACCAGUGCCAAGUGAAGAUGAUAAUUUAGCAGAAUAUUAUUCAGAUGACGAAGAAAGGGAGAAAGCAAGAAAGGGACAAGCACAAAAUGAAAAGGAACAAUUUAAUAUUAUUGACAAAAAAAAAUAGAAUUGUUAAGAAUAAAUAUGUCUGUUAAUAAAAAUAAAACUAAGCAUUGAAUGA